AUCAUAUUGAGGAUAUCGUUGCUGUCCAAUAAAAAAAAACCUAGUAUCUCUAUUUUUGGCCACUUUUAGUUUACUACAUAGUGUGAACACACAAACACUGUCCCUUACAAACACUGUCAUUUUUUUUUUAAUGGGCCAAUAGAAAUUCUCCAACUAUUUUACAUUGGCUUCCAUUGAAAGUUAAGAAGGUUUAUCUCUGCUGUAAAGUUGUAAAGCUGCUUUCAUUGGACAUUUUGUAUUAGCGUUUCUUCCUAAAAUCCCAGAGGUGCUCAAUCCAUCCACAUGGGGGCACAAUCUGCAUUACUUUAGAAAAGGCUCUUAUUUAGGCUCCUUAGCCCCUCUUAUUGUACCUGAAGCCCAGCUCAACAGCAGACCAGCAGCUUCUGGUGAGUUUAAUUACUGUUCUUUUAUCGUUCAGCUUUCUUAGUAAUACACAUGCAACAAAUAUAAGCAUAGUACUGCAACUGAACACAUAUUUAAUUUCAAAUAACUCAUUUAUUUUGUUAAAAAAGUAAAAAACUGAAACAUACUGCAUGCUCUGUCUCUCCACAGCCUUCUGCUCCAGUGACCUAGAGAAGACAAUGUUUCAUCACUUCUUGGUUCAUGCUGGUUUUCAGUCCAGCAGAUGGCUUCCCAGAGACCAGAGGAUGAAGUUUCAGAUUGUUCUGUUCAUCUUCGUGGUGCUUUGCCUCACACCACAGUUCUACAUUCUGACAAGGCCCAAAUCCACCCGAUACUGUGAAAAGCCACUUCUGGAUAAUCUCAUAGCCGUCAUUGUCUUCUCCUUCAUGGCUACAGGCUUAGUGGUGACGCUUACUCUCACUGACCCAGUGCCCAAGAGUAUUAAAGCAGCUUACCACACAUUCGGUGUGCUUUCAUUCACACAGGGACUUUGUACCAUCAUUCUGACCUACAGCGCUCCCCAGUGUGCAAACACCACACCAGAGCUGUAUCUCUUUUCUCUGGUAUUUUCAUGGGCUUGUAUCCUCUCUACAGUGUUCUUUGUGAUAAGAGGAUGUCUUUGGAUGAUCCACAAGACGUUUCCGAGCUGGUUUAGAGAUGCACACCUCUCGGCUGCUGCGUGAGCCACUCUUUAGUUCUCUGCUGUGUGAAAGCCCAUCUAUUAUUCAGACCCUCCCUGUGCCGAUGCCCGAGCCCCUGACUUCCUGUCAGUUGAGCCCAGUGAGAUCCUAUUACUGUGGGUAUUUCCUUACAGUCCAGGCUUUACAAAUAGAAGUGAGAGUGAAAUGCCAUUCACAGACACGCAGCCCCAGUUAAUCCAUUCAAUCCUGGAACAACUGGACUGACCAGAGGACUGCACUUCACAAUACCAUAUGGAAAGCAGAGACAUGAGCCUGAGGCCUGUGCUGUAUAGGUGCAGACACAAAAGCAGCUUUAAAGUUUCAUAUACUAAAAUAGCACAGCGAGGGUGAACACACAAUGCUCCUGUGUGUAAGGUAAAGGUAUUAAAUUACAGUGAAACAAGGCAUCACUCACUCUUAUGAACAUUUUAUUUCCAUGAUAAAUCUGUGAAAUAUCUGAACCGUGAUGCUCACAUACAAUAAAGGAAUGUAUUGGACAUUUAGAUGAAAUAAAAACAAAGUGACUGCAUGAAAUCAGACAGCCAUUCAAAAAUCAUACAAGCCAAAUAUGCAGGUUGUCAAACUCUAUUUAAGACUUGUUUUAAGAUUUUACUGAUCUCUGCAUACUACCAGUUUACAUAGGCUACGUUCACAUUACCAGGCUGAAGUGACUCAAAUCUGAUUUUUUAAGGCUGUGUGAAUGUUCCAAAUUAGAUUUUUUUCAAUUUGAGUCAUUUUUACAUGUAGUCCUAAAUUGAAUACGUAUCCAAUCCAUGGACAUGCGACAUUAAUGUGAACGGUCAAAUUGGAAUUCAUGUGUCUUUUUGCUUUUAUGCAUGCGCUACGUGCUUCUAUAGCUUAUAUCCACACAUCUCUUGGUGCAGCU
Astyanax mexicanus (Mexican tetra) is the source of this 1968-nucleotide messenger RNA. RefSeq lists its product as uncharacterized. The transcript is spliced from 6 exons. NCBI's taxonomy places the organism in Eukaryota, Metazoa, Chordata, Actinopteri, Characiformes, Acestrorhamphidae. Bases 534 to 1085 code for a protein of 183 amino acids. The record is from RefSeq and is a predicted model, not a curated record.